Messenger RNA from Onthophagus taurus, 1880 nucleotides. Its product is annotated as DDB1- and CUL4-associated factor 10. NCBI's taxonomy places the organism in Eukaryota, Metazoa, Arthropoda, Insecta, Coleoptera, Scarabaeidae. The record is from RefSeq and is a predicted model, not a curated record. Gene Ontology annotation, cellular component: Cul4-RING E3 ubiquitin ligase complex. Gene Ontology annotation, molecular function: protein binding.
UUGGCAACACUGCACCUGCCAUAAAGUGACAGUUAAUUAAAAAUGACAUGUAUUUUCGAAUCUCUUUCAAUAUCCCUGUUCUUUAUCCACGGAAUUUACCAGCUUAAACAGUCAAUCUAAUUUUUGUUCUCCAUAUUAAGUUGUUAGUAUAUAAUGGUGAUAAGUUUUGUGAAAAAUGAUGCGAACUACCGCGGACAUAACCUAUAAACAAACGAAUUACAAAAUAUUAAGAGAUAGAGAAUUGGGAUUAAAAAAAUGUAUUGGAACCGAGGACGAUUUAUCAAGGAAAUUAUAUUCUAAUAUAGAUUUUUACGACAACGGGGUUAUUUUGGAAUAUAAUUACAACCAAGGAGGAAUUUUUAAUUUGGAAUUUAGUCCCGAUGGGCAAUUAUUAGUUGCCGCUUGCGAAGGAAGAACAGUGUUACUUUUCGACGCUUUCAAUUCAACAUUUAUCAAACAAAUACCUAAAGCUCAUUUAAGAUGUGUUAAUUGUGUGCGAUUUUUAGAUAAAAAUACUUUUGCAACAUGUUCAGACGAUGGUACAAUUAAAACAUGGGACUUGAGAUUUCUAAAAACAUCAACAAGAACCCUUCAGGGUCAUUCAAAUUGGGUGAAGAACAUUGAAUAUUCUGAAAGAGAGCAAGUUUUAGUUACCAGUGGUUUUGAUGGAUCCAUUUAUUCAUGGAAUUUAAAAAAUAACCAUGACAUUUCAAUCAGUUAUAAUAAAGUGUUUAAAAUGAGUGGUUUAAUGAGAAUGAAAAUAACACCGGAUGAUACAAAAAUGAUCAUCACAACAACGACUGGUUAUAUGAUAAUUGUCCAUGAUUUAAAUUUAAGUACUAUGUAUAACGAUUUAAAAGACUUCCAUCCUCAUUUAUAUAGGUUAAUGCAGAUGGGGGAUGAAGCCCUCCCAGAAGCAACUAGUUUUAACCCUUUAUUUACAUCGAGUAGAAACAGGGUUGAAUUUGUAGUUGAUUUUCCUAAUAAAGCUGAGUUAAUAAGUUCAGUACAAAUUCAUCCAAUGGGUUGGAGUGCUUUGACUAGAAAUAUUAGCGAUGAUAAUAAUACAGAGUGGACGUGUGUUCAUGAUAUUCAAAUGAAGGAACCUAAAUAUUACGAUGAUAUUUACACGUAUAUUCAAUCGCCGGAAUUAGAAGAAACUAACGAAUCGGUGCCGGAUAAUUUAAUAGAUAUUUGGCAAGGUUUAAGAACGUUAGAUCAAACGGAAAGAAGCGUAGUAAAUCAUCGUCCCCGUGUAAAUUUUAUGAAUAGUGGUCUUCUUCAUCGUCUUCGUAAUCCAUGUCGUGAACCCAACCCCGAAGAUAAAAAUAGAAUGGUGAAAAACCUUCCAAGAUUAACACAUUUUAUUCAAGAGCAGGUUAUGAGACGGGGUUAUAUUAAAGAAUUAUGUUUUUCAAGCGAUGGUAGAAUCAUUGCUUCGCCAUACGGAAAAGGAGUGAGAUUGUUAGCUUUUAACGAACGUUGUCAAGAAAUUUGCGAUUGUUUACCAGAUGAACCCCAACAAUUGGUUCCUAUUGUGAAUAUGCAAGGGUAUCAUUUGGAAGUUGUUGUUAGUUGUAAAUUCAAUCCGAGACAUUAUCAAAUGGUUACCGGAUGCCUUGACGGCGGAAUAAAUUGGUAUAGACCCGUUUUGUAGUCGAAUAAAAAAAUUCUUUUUUUUUUUAUUAACGUGUAUUUAAAAGAUCAAGUUAUAUGUUUCUAUUAAUUUAAUGUUUGUACUUAUAGAGAUGAAAUUAAUCAAUUGUAUAAUUGUUUAAUAAAAUAUUAUUAUGUAACAUUUUCUUUACUGCCAAUAUGGAUGUAAUAAUGUGUUACUUUACAUUAUAAUCUUAAUAAAACAAUUUCAAUUAUUAUUAAAA